Messenger RNA from Columba livia (rock pigeon), 1476 nucleotides. RefSeq names its product splicing factor 3b subunit 6 (gene SF3B6). Gene Ontology annotation, molecular function: mRNA binding. The coding region runs from base 157 to 534 and encodes 125 amino acids. The record is from RefSeq and is a predicted model, not a curated record. Gene Ontology annotation, cellular component: nucleus; cytoplasm. The transcript is spliced from 4 exons. Lineage: Eukaryota; Metazoa; Chordata; Aves; Columbiformes; Columbidae.
UCGGCGCAGGGGCACAGAGACUGAGGGGCGGGGUUUCCGGCGCGGUGCAGUCUGGGAUAGCAUCCGGGGCUCCCGCUGAGGUGAUUUCUCGCGGCGGAGGCCCGUUUUGUGCCGGUUUCUCUCCCAGGCCGCGGUCCCCUCUCUCCUGCCGGCGCCAUGGCGAUGCAAGCGGCCAAGCGAGCCAAUAUUCGGCUCCCUCCAGAAGUCAAUCGGAUCCUGUAUAUUAGGAACCUGCCCUAUAAAAUCACAGCGGAGGAAAUGUAUGAUAUUUUUGGGAAAUAUGGACCUAUUCGGCAAAUCAGAGUUGGAAACACUCCCGAAACUAGAGGAACAGCCUACGUGGUCUAUGAAGACAUUUUUGAUGCCAAAAAUGCUUGUGAUCACCUGUCGGGAUUCAACGUGUGCAACAGAUACCUUGUCGUGUUGUACUAUAAUGCAAACAGGGCAUUCCAAAAGAUGGACACAAAGAAGAAAGAGGAACAGCUUAAGCUUCUCAAGGAAAAAUAUGGAAUUAAUACAGACCCACCAAAAUAAAUUGAUCUUUUUGGAAAACUGUUUGCAAGCCCUGCCCUUGAGUUCUUGAACUAAACAUAGCAAUACCCAAUGAAGUGUAAUGUUUUUAUUUUUAUUCGAUGAGCUGUAAUUUGAUUCUUUAGAUCUUCACGUUAGAAUUAAAUACAUGUAAAACAUCAGAAGAUCUGCUUUAAGAUUAAAUCCCCGUAAAUGGAUAUGGCUUCUCCGUGUUGUAAGGGUGACCUGGUCAACGCUGCACAACCACAGUCCCAUUUCCGUCAGGACCAGUCGCAACAGGACGCAGCCCGCUGAGUGUCUCGCACCCCUGAAGUUGUGCCCGGUCUCUGGGGCAGAUUGCAGGCGUUGCAGCCGGUUAAUGCCAAGAGCUCUGCGAGAACCACCUACAUGGAGCCGGAUCUCACUUGAUACUUUCUGAAAAUGGAAUAUUGCUACUCGUCUCCCUGCCACAGGGAUUUUUGUGCUUUCUUAAAAAAAAAGUAUGGUUUGAUACUUCAUCACACCUGUACAUAUUGUACACAAAUUAUUGCGCCUUUCUUCCUCCAGCAGUGUUUCAAGGAGCCUAAUUCCAUUAUGUGAUUGUUAGGCUACUUCUCACUAGAAACAAAACAAGCCCAGAUCCAUGUUUAUAAAGAAGUUUGUUUUACAAACUGUAGAAAGUCAGUGGCCUUUUAAAAGAAUCCAGCUGCUUGGGUUACUUCAGUCGAAACAUCUUGUUCCCAGUGAUUGAGACAAAACUGCUAAGCUGCAGUGAAAAUAAUCUUGCUCUAAUGGUGCGAAAUGAGAUGGUGGUAACUUUAGGUGCCUGUAGUGCGAUUAUUUUAUCCUCUGUGUGUUUGAACUGUCAUAUAUUUCCAUUUUCUUUAGAUUUUCAUUGAAAUCUGUCACUUAAAGAAUUACGCUGUUCUUACGUCCAUUUAGUAAAAAAAUAAAUGUUUAUAUAUA